AUGGCAAACCACGGCAAUAUUCGUAUACUUUGUGUAUUAGUUCUUUCAUGCUCCAUUGCAUUAGCUUUUGAACCUAGCCCUUUACAGGAUUUCUGCAUCGCUGAUAAAUCCUCAUAUGCAGCACUCGGGAAUGGUAUGGUAUGUAAAGACCCAAAGCUUGCUGAAGCCAGUGAUUUCUUCUUCACCGGACUCCAUGUACCAGGAAAUACGUCAAACACUCAAGUAUCGAAGGUUACUCCAGUCAAUGUAGCUCAGAUUCCAGGACUAAACACUUUAGGAAUCUCCUUGGUACGCAUUGACUACGCUCCAUGGGGUAUGAACCCUCCACAUACUCAUCCAAGAGCUACUGAGAUAUUGACAGUCUUGGAAGGCACUCUUGAAGUUGGCUUUAUCACAUCCAAUCCUGACAACAUUCUAAUCAAAAAAGUCCUUCAAAAGGGAGACGUGUUUGUAUUCCCUAUAGGGCUCAUUCACUACCAACGCAAUAUCGGAUAUGUCAAUGCAUUUGCAAUUGCAGCCUUGAGCAGCCAAAAUCCUGGUGCAAUAACUAUAGCCAAUGCUGUUUUUGGAUCAAAUCCGGCCAUUAGCAGUGAAGUGCUUACAAAGGCCUUCCAAUUGGACAAGAGCACUGUUGCUCUCAUCCAAGCAAAAUUCUGA
This is a messenger RNA of Papaver somniferum (opium poppy), 657 nucleotides long. Its product is annotated as putative germin-like protein 2-1. The record is from RefSeq and is a predicted model, not a curated record. Gene Ontology annotation, cellular component: cell wall. The transcript has 2 exons. NCBI's taxonomy places the organism in Eukaryota, Viridiplantae, Streptophyta, Magnoliopsida, Ranunculales, Papaveraceae. Bases 1 to 657 code for a protein of 218 amino acids. Gene Ontology annotation, molecular function: manganese ion binding.